UGAGUGCUUUGAGGGUCUGAAAAAAAAAUUACGCUUUCGGCGAAUAAACAUUAUCGACGCGGGCAAACGGCGUGUGCGAAAUAUCAGUUGCCGACAGUGGAGUGUAUAUAUUUUCGCUAAAACAAUGGAAUCUUCAUCAGUAAUUGUGCUUGACUCGGAUUCGGAUGAUGGGGUGAUAGCGGACAAUCCCUCCAAUAGUAGAGGCGGUAAAAGGAAAGCAACACCAUCCCCGCACUCUGCCACCACCAUGCAUACCGGCCCUCAGCUAAAUGGAACGAGUGGCGGCAAUAGUGUUGUGACUGCUUCCGGAAGUGCACAGGAUCAUCCACCACAACGGAAACGCAUCAAACCGAUUACGAUCGCAACGAAUCUGUCGGAUAAGCAAUGGACCGACGGGAAAACACCACCACAUAAUAACAAUAAUCAGCCGAUUGUUGGUAACGAAAACUUCGCGACAAUCACUUACUCCGAGGAUUGGGAAAAGGAAAUUAAGCAAUAUCAGCAAAAGCUGGCCGGUGUUAGUGGAGACAACGGGGAACGUUCCUUGUCCGUACAGACAGCAACAGCGACAGUUACCGCCACUGCUACCAGUUGUCGCAACAGCAAUACAUCGAACGAUGAUACGCAACCAAACGGUAGUAGUAGAAGAAGUUCAACCGAUGCUAUGGAUAAAAGCGGUUCCGCAGCACAAGCUAGGGAUAAAAGUGCGUCUCGUAAAGCUCCAUCCAAACCGCUAGACAAAAAUCCAAUCGGCAAAGAAUUUCAGGAACUGCUGGAUGCUUGUCGUCAUGCGGACCGUUCUGAAGAUAUGGAAAUGUUGAUAAAGGGAAAGCUGAUCCGCUACUAUGAGAUCGUUCAUCCAGAUUAUGUAAACUCUAAAAGCUUCAAACAAGCAGUCGUACAAGUAACGGCCGGUAUACGGGCACAACCGAAUCUCGUAUUUUACCGGUUACGCGAAAUCGUGGAAGAGCUGAGUGCGCGGCGGAAAUCGCGCUCCGUUGCGCACCCCGUAGCAGAACAGGACAAUCAUGUACCGGCACAUGAGCUAAACUCGACCGGUAACGCUAAGAAAGAUCAACAAAUCGCCCUACUGAACCACACCCUGAAUCGUCUUGUGAAGCGCAUCAAACAACUAGAAGAGGCAGAGGUAGAUUUCAACCAGGAGAUAAAUUCCACCUACCUCAUGACUGAACGGUAUAAAAAGCGUGCAGUCGAGAUCUUUAAUAAGAUAUGCGACAUCACGGGGGAGGAUAAAAAUGCUCAGCGGUUGGUGCGGAAACCGAUUCAAUUCCAGGGCACGCAGUACGCGGAGUUCAAUCAAACGUUGUCGGUCUUCAUUAACAAAAACAAAACCGUGCCGGACUUUUGCGACGUGUUGAAAUGUUUGGAGCACUGCAACAUAAAGCACGACUACGGAUUACGAUCGGAGCGGACGAAUCGGAUCGCGCAGGAUGCCUUCAGUAAGGUGGCCAAACUGCUGCAGAAACGGCGCAAAACGGACCUUUACGAAACGGUGAUGUACCAUGCCGGGGCGGAGAAGGAUCCGGCCACGGCGGAUCCUAAGUUGCUCGCGAAGCUGGAGGAGAAUGGGAAACACUACAGCAAAGUGAACAGCAUUAUCGAUAAGUAUGUCGAGAAAGAGCUAAUUUUAAGAGAAGAAAAUCAUAAAAAGACAGAGAAAACCAAUACGCUCGCUGAGCAUAACAAUGAAACAAUGCCAUCCAGUAGCAAACCGAGCGCUACAGCCACGAGUUCGGGCACCACGUUUCCGAAUGGAAGGAGAAAUGCUAACAUUCUAGAACAUACCCAUGGCGCCGACGAUGAUGAUGAUGACGAUGAGGAUGAUGAUGAGUAUGAUGAGGAUGAGGAUGAUGCGGAGUCGACUACGAAGGAAAACGUCCAACCGUACUUGUUCGAGGAUGAUGUGGUCAUAUCCGACGACGAGGAGCUGAUCGUGCUAGAUUCGUAGCAUUCGCCAAAAAAAUUAAUUUUGUCUUAGUUUACAGAUUUAUUAAUUCGCGUGUUCAAGUUCUCACAUAUACGCAUCUAAAUGAUGGACUUAGUCCUAAUCUACACAUGGCUCUACAGUGACGGUAGCCGUUGCGCUGUAUCAGCGCAACUAGACUCGUCUCGUCAAAGCUUCGGCCUUGCUGAUCAUGUCACUAGUGUAACGCUGCAAGCAAUCGAAACGAGGAGGAGAAGGAGGUUGUAUAUCCGACAGUAUAUAACAAUUGGCGCCAUGAUCACGGACACGGUUGUUGUGAGUGAUAGUAAGUUAACCAUUAAGUUCAUUUCAUCUGAUCUCGUGUACGGGCAGAUAUUUGUCAAGCGACUGAAAUACGAAAGCUUUUCCAAAACGUAGCGUACAUAUAGUGUUGUAUAUACGGAACAAGAACGGGGUAUAGGCAGGCUGGCGACGGUGCCAUUCUGUGUGCAGUGGAAGAAGAAUAAACUACGAAAUAAAAAGGAAUUAUCCAUGU
Molecule: messenger RNA, 2480 nt
Organism: Anopheles moucheti
Lineage: Eukaryota; Metazoa; Arthropoda; Insecta; Diptera; Culicidae
Product: daxx-like protein
Exons: 3
Coding region: 125-1969 (614 amino acids)
Molecular function (GO): histone binding
Source: RefSeq, a predicted model, not a curated record